GACUGCAACCUAAAGUGAUUGUAGAUGGAGAAAUAGUGUGUCUAAGAAAAGGUGUGUUUGUUGGUGUUUUCAGUGAAGUCUGUGUGAGUGAACAAUCUGAUUUUGGUGAUUGAUUUGUGUAUGUCAGAUUUUGAAAUGUGUGUAAGUGUAUACCACGAACUUGUACAGCACAUUGGCAAUGUGUGUUCACCUCUCCAACUUGCAACUCGUAUGCUCAAACUAUUUUCUUUAUUAAAAUGAUUUGACACUUUUUGCUCUUUUACUAGAUUUGUCAUCAAGUAAGAACACUUUUGGAACUUUUAAUUUACUUUUUAUUUAUAUAAAGUAUAUAGAUUAUAUAAGUUUAAAAGUUUUGUCUCUUUUUUAGCAGUGGCUGCCAAAAUUAGCAUAACAAGCAAGAUGGAAUUUUCUAGAAGCAGAUAAAAUUUUGAUGCUGAGUUUUAAAAGGAAAGACGUGCAAGACAAUGCUCUGCAAGAUGACAAAGAAAUGGCAAAUAGCAAAACCUAACAUAUUUCAUUAGCUUACAGGAAUGGAAUUUUUAAAAAUGGUACUUCUGCUGACUUAUGUUUUUGCUAAGAAAGUUAUUUAUUCCUACUGCAUUCUCAUGUAGCAUGUUUAACUCACUGCAUGAUGGAGUAUUGAGUGAUAUGUAGUGCAAGUUCUGAUAUGUCUAAAAUAAGUAAGAAGUAGUGUGAACCAGAAAAGAUGCAGAAUCAAUACUAUUCACUUGUCUUGGCUUCCCUUCUGAUCAUUCUUCUGCUGCAAGAACUUGUCCCUAUGGAUUAUUUUGUGAAAAUGUUUUUGAAUCAUUCUUUGUAGCAAUAAAAUAACAGCAAGGCAGCAGAGACACCCAGUGUAAGUAUGAUCAGAAGAAAAUCAUGGGAUUUAUUUACUUGAAAAAAACCCUUUUUUCGGGUUGGGAUAUUAUUGAAGAAAAAAGUCACUGAAAAAUACUGGUUUUUCACAGCAAUGGAGGUCUACCAUUCUUGCCAAAGCAUUCACUGGUUAAGAUUUUGUUGUCCAGAGCCGUCUUUGAGAUGAAAAAUUUGGGCUCAUUUCCUGGAGCUUUGGCCAGUGGAGAUGACAGUUAAUUUAAGAGCCGUGCAACUGCUCCUGUGUGCAGACAAGAUGAGAACAAAAGCUCAUCUCUUAUGUUCAUACUGGGGCUGACUGAAAUUACUGGCUUGUAAGAGAGAAAAAUGUAUUCUUCAGAGUGGCGAAAAGCAUGGCCAUUAAGACUUCCAUUUGGGAUCUGGGAAACCUCAGUGACUCCCUGGUUUUAAUCAGCUGCAUUUUUUAUUCAGAUCAGGAACUUAAAUUAGGUCCUCUCACGACCUACAUAGCUUCCUCGAGCAAGAGUGAUUCCUUUGUGUGGGGUAGCUCUGGAACGCAUCAAGGGGAUGAAGUGAGCAAUGCUCUGGUGAAUACCUAAUCCCUCGCACGGGUCUGCUCUCCAAGGAGAGGCUGAGAGCAGUGCCCUGCAGCAGGCCUGUGUUUGGGAUCCUCAGUUUGUAUCCUCAGUUUGAGAUAUUGGCCUGCCAAGAAAUUUAUUCAGACCUCCCAAGCCCAGUGCCCCCAACAUCAGACUACAGAAUAGCAUGACACAGCUCACUUGCAUGCUCUUAUCUCUCUCUUGUUCAAAGUACAUUGGAGUUUCUGUUGUGGGAAAAGGAGAUGAUAAAAAUGAACAAAUAGUUUUGUGACAUGGGAAAGAACUUUCUUCUCAUCUCUAACUUUGAGUGCAUCAAUGGAGUUUCUGUCCUAGUGGAAGAUCUUGUUCCAUGAUUUAUGAUACUAUCUGGUUCCUGAACCAAAGAUACUUACCUGCUUUUUCAGAUCCAGAAAUAGCUUUUUAAAAUGGAAAAAAUGGUUUUAUUUCAUGUUUUGCUCCUUGGUCAUUGCAUGUGACUACUUUCUCUUCAUUUCUAACCACCCAGUUCUUAACAAUAUAGAUUUGAUCUAUCCAGUCUUGACAAUAGAGGGUUGUUUUCUUUAUGUGUGUAGCUGACAGAGAUUCCAAGUCAGGAACCCUAUUAGAAAUAAUAAAUCUUGGAGGCUAAAAUGGAAUUUUAAAAUGUACAUGAUGAAAGAAGUUGCAUUUCAUUUCUGAAGAAAAUAAUGGUAUUUAUUUACUUGAAAGGAAAAGUUUUUUUUCAGGUUGGGAUUUCUGUUUACACUGAAAUAAUUAAUUUAUAGAAUUAUAUCCUAGAAAGAUAAUUCUACCUAGGCCACAACUUCAAUUUAGUCAGAAAGCUCCUGUAUUACAGAAAUGCCUUCCACACAGAGUAGUUUCUGUAUUUGUCAGAUAAGCAGUGCACAUCAUGGACUACGGAUCUAAUUAAGGUUUCAAGACUCUGAAAGGUAAGCACUUUAAUAAUUCUAAAAUAAUUUUAAUUUUCAUAUACAGAAAAAUUGAAGAAUACUAAUAUAUCUAUUUAAUUUUCAGUUUAGUUUUGAUUUCACCUUGAAGUACUAGAAACUUCUCAAAGAGCCUAAUUGAACCAAAACUGUAACUACUUCAUUGAAGGGGAUGAGGCGUCCUGAACUCCAGAAGCAGUCAGCAUUUAUCACAGAAGUAAACACUGACACUACACCCAUGAUCAGAAGGAUCUCUUUCAGUUUCAUUGCAGCUGGAAUCAGUGACUUCAGACUGGAAAGUAUUAAAAUGCGAGUGUCUGCCAUCCAGGAUCUCAGGGAGGAUGAAAAUGAGGAGUGGGAAGAAGAAGAAAAGAUCUUCCUCAAUCCUGUUAUUGAGGACAGAAAUAUGGAACUGGCCCGAAAAUGCAGUGAAUUAAUAAGUGAUAUACACUAUAAAGAAGAGUUUAAAAAAUCUAAAGGCAAGUGCAUAUUUGUACCUGACACCCCGCAGCUAAAACAUGUGAAAAGCCUUGGUGCUUUUAUUUCUGAGGUGAAAUACAAAGGAGCUGCUAAGAAAGACCUUUCCAACUCUCUUUAUCAGCAGAUGCCAGCCACAAUUGACAGUGUGUUUGCAAAAGAAUUAAUGCACCUUCAGAGCAAGGUUCUCUAUAAACAAAAACAUGAUGCUGAGAAAGGAUUUUCAGACUAUGCACGUAUGAGGGAACCUCCAGAUGUUAAACAUGCCAUGGAAGUCAGUAAACACCAGAGUGAUGUAUCCUAUAAGAAGGAUGUGCAAGAUACUCAUAGGUACACUGAGGUGCUGAACAGACCAGACAUAAAGAAGGCGACUGAGAUAACAAAGAUAAUCAGUGAUGCUAAGUACAAGAAAGGAAGGGGAGAGCUGAAUAAGGAGUCUGCUGUGCUUGGAAGACCCGAUUUUGAACAUGCUAAAGGAGUUUCAAAACUUUUAAGCCAAGUGAAAUACAAAGAAAAGUUCAGUAAGGAAAUGAAGACCCACCAGUACAAUCCUCUUGACAGUGCUUCCUUCAAGCAAGCACAGAUUGCAUCCACCUUGGCAAGUGAUGUGAACUACAAGAAAGAUUUGGAAAGCCUACAUGAUCCAGCAUCUGAUCUACCCAACCUGCUGCAUUUAAACCAUGCUUUAAAUAUCAGCAAAACACAGAGUGAUGUCAAGUACAAAGAAAAUUAUGAAAAAUCCAAAGGCAGAUCAAUGUUGGAGUUUGUGGAUACACCAAUGUAUCAAGUUUCAAAGGAGGCUCAAAAGAUGCAAAGUGAGAAAAUGUACCGCAGAGAUUUUGAAGAAGGGAUCAAGGGAAGACCUUCACUGGAUUUAGACAAGACCCCAGAGUUCUUGCAUAUAAAGCAAGUCACUAAUCUUCUGAAAGAGAAAGAGUAUCGAAAAGAUUUGGAAGAAGGGAUGAAAGGAAAAGGAAUGACAGUGUUUGAAGAUACACCAGAUUUGAUUAGAGUGAAAAAUGCAGCUCAGAUAUUAAAUGAGAGGCAAUACAAGAAAGACUUGGAAACUGAAAUUAAAGGGAAAGGCAUGGAAGUUGGUCCAGAUACACCUGAGAUAAGACGAGCCAAGAAAGCUUCUGAAAUUGCAAGCAUGAAAGAAUACAAGAAAGAUUUGGAGAAUGAAAUUAAAGGAAAGGGAAUGGAAGUGAGUAUGGAUACCCUUGAUAUACAACGAGCCAAAAAAGCUUCUGAAAUUGUCAGCCAGAAAAUGUACAAAGAUGAAGCAGAGAAGAUGCUCUGUAACUAUUCUGCUGUCCCAGACACUCCUGAGAUGGAGAGGAUAAGAUGUACUCAGAAAAACAUCAGUUCAGUGUUUUAUAGGAAGGAAGUAGGAGCUGGCACAGCAGUAAAAGAUACUCCAGAGAUUGAAAGAGUAAAGAAAAAUCAACAGAACAUUAGUUCGGCUGCACGUGUUGCAUAGGACUUGGUAGAGUUUGCACUUCAAGAUGAGAAAAACUAUGUCCAGACUUCACCUCUGUGAAAAGGAGGAGAGUUGGUGCCUCUUUGCAUGCUGGUGACAAGUUGAUCUGUGGAUCUAAUGAGAGUAGCUCUGAAUUGAUGUUGUCUAUCUAAGGAUGCCCAAAGUCUUUGGCACUUUUAUAGGCAAAUCAAAAUGAAAUAUCAAAAUGACUGUUUUCUUCAAAUAGAACAUUAUCUUGUUAUUAAUAUGUGGCAAAACUCAGAAAAAACUUGAAAAGUGACUGCCAAUCAGCCAAACCCUUGUAAGUGCAUGGUUUACUUCUUUGUUAUAUUUGGUGGGGACACCUCUGGGGCAAUUAUUAUGUUUCUGACAUGACUUUUCUGAUUAUUAGAUUUUUUUUUAAAAGUAAAGUUUGAAAAUAAUGUAUAGACAUGAUGCUAUGUUGUGUUGAAAAUAUUAGUUAAAAUAUGAAUUAGGGACUCUGGGCACCUAUUCUCAUAGAAUUUCAUUGUCUAAUGAAUAGUGUUGAACACCUUAUUUCCCACCAAAGUAAGGUCAGUAGAGAAUUUCCAAAAGAUUUUGAAAAGCUCCUAUUUUCCUUGUAAUUUUUUCUACUCUAUCUGUCACUUUUCAUCUUGUCAUUUUGAGUCACAGUGCAAACUAUCAUAUGUCCUAAAUCCUGAAAUAGUUGGAUACUAAAUAGUUGAAACUGGCUGGUUGGGAAGCUGUUCAUUUUCUUGAUUUGAGAGUGACGAGUGAUUUUUUUGUUUGUUUGGGCUUUUUUUUUUUUUUUUUUUUUUUUUUUUGUUUUGUUUUGUUUUGUUUUGUUUUGUUUUGUUUUGUUAUUUUGCUUUUAAAUUUCCAUUUACCACAGACUUUUAUUUCAAGAGUAGUCACACAGAAAGGAGAAGCCUCACUCUAAUGUUUUUUCCAAUACAUUUCAAAGUGAAGUGGAAAAAUAGUUCACUGUUCUUGCUGUUUUGGAAAUCCUAAAUAGUGGUGAAGAGAGAAAAAUGAAGAGUUGAUCAGUAUGCUAGUAAACACUUUUGAACAAAAAUCUACCAAGGGAAGUACAAAAUGCAUUAGUGGUGUACUGGGAUGAUGUAAGUAGCAUGGCCUUUACCUUGCUAGUCUUUAUGUAGAGUUAGUAUUUUACAAAAGGUAUUUUAUUACAUGUAGUGUACUUGAAAUUACUUUAGUCUUGUAUAAUAUUUAUUAGAGGUGUAGCAUGCCAAAUUUAAGGGCAAUGUACAAGAAUGUUUUAAAUUACAUGUCAGUGAGAGGGAAAUUAUAUUGUGCAGUAAGAGGGAAAUUGUAUUGUGUAAUUUACAGGAGUCCCAAGGGAAGGGUAAAUUACACCAAUUUUGAAUCCAUUAGAUUCAGAUAUUUUACGUGUAUUUUUGAAUUUAGCCAGAAGAACUUGGGACAGUCUUAAAACUAUUUUCUGGGAUAAAUGAAUCUAGAACGUGGAAUGUGAAGCAAAAUUGCAGUGAGGGAAACACCAGGGCACCAAAAUAACAUUUACAGUACAACCAGUGACACAAAAACGUCCAUUGAAUAAUGUUUUGCAAGUGAUCAGAUUCUUUCAGAGCACAUGUGUAGGAGACAAACAUCAGAACAGUGUUUUCAAAGCCUAAAAUAGAAGGUGGUGGCAGCCAAGGAGGUUGAGCUCAUCUCACCUGUUGUGAUGAUUGGUUUGGAAAAAGCCAAGAUCUCACAGAACUUUCAAAGCAAACCACAGACCCAUGGACUGUAGCUGAAUCUGCACUGAGAAGCUACAAAUAACUAAGAACUUCUAAAAACUUGUUUGUAUUGAAGGGCAAGCAGGGUUGAUCACAGCACUGGGAAGAGGAAGCACUUUGGGAGAAGAUUCUAUUUGUGUUUUUGUUAGUGUGAAAUCUGUGAGGAAACCCCUGUGGAAUGUCAGUCAAUACCACAAAGCUGGGGUCUUAUUCAAAGUCAAGAAACAGACAUUUUGAAGUAUUUUAAGGACAAGUAGCACUGCCAGUUCUUAAACUUACCUAAUAGUCUCUAUUAAAGGGCCCUUUUUUCUAGCACUUUAGUAUUGUUGCCAGUCCUAAACUGUCUGGACUGAAAUUUUCCAUUUCUGGUCUGUACUUUGGGCUGGUUUGGUUUUAUUUAUUUAUAAAUUUCAGUCAAAGCAGCUUCCAAGUAUGAGCUUAGAGAAAAACAAGUUGUUUAGUCUGUGCUAUGAAACUGGGAAUUCUCCAGAAGUACUAUGUCUUGAAAAGAGAGUUGAAAAUUAAAUGUUAGAAAAAACACCAGUAAAUAUCUGACAGCACCUGCAAAGGCAUCAACAAUCCAUCCUCAACUACAUCCUCAGCUGUGUGUCUGCAUGCCUUUUUAAAGAACUUCAAUGAGACUUUGAAGCCAUCCACCCUUUUAGGAACACCUGCAAGGCUCGGUUUCUGAAAUGCACUGGUAGAGUCCAUAGCAAGUUAGGAGUAAGACCAAGUCAUCGUCACAGUGGUGUGGAUCUCCAAGUAGUAUAUGCAGCAUCCUGAUUAUUGUGAAAGUAGUCACAGUCCCAUGUGAUGUAUAUUCCCAGUGUAAGAGUUUUAGUACACUAGAAUUGUUAUAAGCACUCUCUGUUGUAUUGAAUCAAACAAGAUACAUUAGAGACCCUAGCAGACUGUUUUAGAAAUUAAAUGUAACUUGCUUUUCAGGCCAAUGGUGUUUGUAGAUGUGGUCUAGUAGUGCAGUAUGUGUAAGGGAGAGAGUAUAAAGUGAUAGAUGUGUUUUAGUGCCUGUCUCUCUCUUCUUUAAAUUGAUAAUAUUUUGUAAUAUCUAUUGUACAGAUUAAAUACAAGGAAGAAAUUCGGCAAGCAACAACUAUUUCUGAUCCACCUGAACUAAGGAGAGUUAAGGAAAACCAGAAGAAUAUUAGCAAUGUGUGUCCCAUUUUCAUUUCUUGCACAUUUCUCUCUACUGUAUUAAAUGUGUUUGUGUCUUGGUGAA
Messenger RNA from Prinia subflava (tawny-flanked prinia), 7295 nucleotides. RefSeq names its product nebulette-like. The record is from RefSeq and is a predicted model, not a curated record. Gene Ontology annotation, cellular component: Z disc. Gene Ontology annotation, molecular function: actin filament binding. The transcript has 20 exons. Gene Ontology annotation, biological process: cardiac muscle thin filament assembly. Lineage: Eukaryota; Metazoa; Chordata; Aves; Passeriformes; Cisticolidae. The coding region runs from base 2532 to 4316 and encodes 594 amino acids.